CAGCGAGAGCAGCAGCAGCGUCCCCCAGGUCCUUCGUGCAGCCACUGCUGGGUCCGACUUGGUCUGGUGACAACGGCGACAGGGGGGGUUGUUUUGAUUAAAGUUGACGGCUUUCUCUUCAUCGUGUUUUUAUUCUCGCAUUGUUGCGCUGAAAUCCAGGAUGUUUGCUGCGCGUUCUCAGUGUUGAGCCGUCGUUUUUUGCGUCACACAACCGGAGGAUAAACAAACUUGGGAAUAACCAUCUUCAAGCUGAGAGAGGAGCAACUUUUCCAACUGCCGUACUAGUCAACGGGCUGACCUAUGCUAAGCUAACCCGCUAGCCAAUGCAGUUGAAAUUCCUGUUAAAAGUCCACAAUCUAGCAAGCGAACUUUUGUUUCCUGGGUUCGGAGACUCGAUGAGAUUUACUGGCGACUCUCAAAGACACACCUGUCCCUCGGACCCACGCUGUAUUUGGUCGGAGCGGGCGGUGCAGGUGCACCUCUUGCGGCACCUGCGAAAACUUGGUAACUUAGCUCCAUCGGUAGAGAGCUAACUUUAGCUUGUGCACGUUAGCAUUACGCAGAAGCAGGUGCUAAAGUUGUGGACUGGCGUUAAUGUUUCUCUCGUUGCGGAGAUAAUGUGAGAUUUAUAACGUUUUUUGUGCAUCUACAACUUUAUAACCGUCAGCCCAUAUAGUGUUGACAUUAGUUUAAAAAGUAUUUCGGCUAGGCUAGUUGUUGAUCUUCAUACACUUCUACCGGAGUGGCGACGUGGUAGUAACGUUGUGGACGCUCUCUCUCCCGCAGGACUUUGGACACGGUUGACCCUGCUGCGGGCUGUGCGGGGAGUACUCCUCUGUUCUCAUUAGCUAGUCCCGUAGAUGUGACAGCAUGAGCAUUUCAAAAAGUUGCCUUUUACGGUUUUAAAGUUUUAAUUUUGUUCUGGAAGCUCUGCACCCUAUGGUGCCGCUACGGCCACCGAGAAAUGGAUGUCUCGCAGGCCGCUUUCCCAAACGGUGAAGGGCGGCCGGGCGGCGGUGGGACCGGAGAGCAUGUCUGGACAGAUCCCCCCACAGUUCGGGCGUGGGCUCACUCUGCCCCGCUGUGCCCGACUCGGUCCCUGUGGACAGCCGCGUAUGACUAUGAGGCAAGCGGUGAGGACGAGCUCAGCCUCAGACGAGGGGACGUGGUGGAGGUCUUGUCCAAGGACGCAGCGAUCUCCGGGGACGAGGGAUGGUGGACGGGUAAAAUCAACCAUCGAGUCGGGAUUUUCCCCUCCAACUAUGUCACCUACCAGCCCGCUAUUUACCGUCUCCCCGCUACUAGCGGGUCGGUGGGGGUGCCAGAGGGAGUCCCGAACUCGCCCGUCCCGAUUCCCUUCAGUGAACUGGUUCUAGAGGAGAUCAUAGGCGUGGGUGGAUUUGGCAAAGUUUACCGGGGCACAUGGAAAGAUCAGGAGGUCGCUGUGAAGGCGGCUCGGCAAGACCCAGACGAGGACAUAACAGCUACCGCUGACGGUGUUAAACAAGAAGCGAAACUUUUCUCCAUGCUGCAGCACCCUAACAUUAUUAAACUGGAAGGUGUGUGUUUGGAGGAGCCCAACCUGUGCUUAGUCAUGGAGUACGCCCGAGGCGGGACACUGAACCGGGUGCUGACCGGAAGGCGCAUCCCUCCACACAUCCUGGUCAACUGGGCCGUGCAGAUUGCACGCGGGAUGCUCUACCUACACGAGGAGGCCGUGGUACCGAUUAUCCAUCGUGACCUGAAGUCUAGCAACAUUUUAUUACUUGAAAAGAUUGAGAAUGACGACAUCGGGAGGAAGACCUUGAAGAUCACAGAUUUCGGCCUGGCCAGGGAGUGGCACAAAACAACAAAAAUGUCAGCUGCAGGCACCUACUCCUGGAUGGCCCCUGAGGUCAUCAAGUCAUCUCUCUUCUCCAAAGGCAGUGACGUGUGGGGCUAUGGUGUCUUGCUGUGGGAGCUGUUAACAGGGGAGGUGCCCUACCGUGGGAUAGACGGCCUGGCUGUUGCUUAUGGUGUGGCAGUCAAUAAGUUAACUCUACCAAUCCCCUCCACUUGCCCCGAACCCUUCGCCAAGCUCAUGGAAGAGUGCUGGGACCAGGACCCCCAUGUGCGUCCCUCUUUCUCCUGCAUCCUGGAGCAGCUGUCAGCCAUCGAGGAGGCGGUGAUGGCCACCAUGCCCCAGGACUCCUUCCAUAGCAUGCAGGACGACUGGCGCGUGGAGAUCCAGGAGAUGUUUGAUGAGCUCAGGACCAAAGAGAAGGAGCUACGUUCCAGAGAAGAAGAGCUGACGCGGGCCGCCCUUCAGCAGAAGUCUCAGGAGGAGCUGCUGAAGCGUCGGGAGCAGCAGCUGGCAGAACGGGAGAUCAACGUGCUGGAGAGAGAGCUCAACAUCCUCAUUUUCCAGCUCAACAAAGACAAACCCAAUGUGAAGAAGAGGAAAGGCAAAUUCAAACGUUCACGCCUUAAACUGAAGGACGGAAACCGCAUCAGCCUGCCCUCAGACUUCCAGCACAAGAUCACUGUGCAGGCGUCUCCUUCCAUGGACAAGAGGCGAAGCCUUCAUAGCACCACCUCCUCUCCUCCCAGCAGUCCUACACUCAUCCCCCGGCUACGAGCCAUUCAGCUGACGUCCCAUAGGCAGAGGGACAGUUUACACGUUUACCAUCAGGAUGUUGAUCUGACCAGCGAGCUCACAGCCUACUGUGGGCUCAGGAGGAAAGUUACUCAAGAUGAGAGCAACCGCACGUGGGGCCGCAGCACCCUCUUCAGGCCAGAGGAGUUUGAUGACGUGAAAAAGGGAAUCAAGAAGAAAGGAAGAACCUGGGGCCCCAGUUCAGUACAGAGCAAAGAAAGGCCUGCUGCUGCUGAGAGAGUGCGUCCUCUGUCAGACGGCAAUAACCCCUGGUCCACCAGCCUGGUCAAGUCCCAGAAGUCUGUCCCCCUCGCUGCCCUGUUUGCCGAACAAGCUGGGGCUGGUAAAGACGAGGCAUUCUCCCAGGAAUGUCCUGACAGCAGCGCCAAGCCAAAGCAGAUCAAGUUCCCCAACCAGGUGUAUAUCGAUCUACCUCUGUGGAGGGACGAGCAGCAGCAGCCUCAGAGCCCCGGGGGGCAGGGAGAUGCUGGGGUCGGGGCAGCAGGUCAGGGUGGCCCACCAGAGACCCCGGACGACCCCUACACCACCACAUCCACCUCGUCCACCUCGACCACGCCACAGCUCACCCCCACCAACAGCCUGAAGCGGACGACUGCUCGCCGAAAGACUGACUCUGUGCUGUACAGCUGCGGCUCGUUGCUGGCUUCAGUCGUGCUCGGUUAUGACAUUAGGGAGGCUCUCAAAAACUCCGCCCCUGGGGAAGAUUGCGAGCCCCAGCGUGAGGAGAAAGAGAAGAAGAAGAAGGAGGGCCUGUUUCAGCGUGCGACCCGGUUCCGCCGCAGCACAUCGCCACCAAGCGGUCGCUCCCGCAAAGAUGAGGCAUCGUCAAACCACACCUCCCCCCAAGCUGUCAAUCUCAUCUCCAUGUCAGCCAUUAUAGAAUGCAACUCCACAAAGUGUCUCUUGCAAUCUGAGGCGGAGGUGUCGGAGUCUAGCCCUGGGAAGGCUGAGCUCGUGGCUGUCAAUCAUCACACGGAGCCACCCAGACCCGGCCCAGCAGCAUCUAAAGAAGGCCAGAGUAACAGGACUGCAGCAAACACACAGACACCAGUGCAAACCCAAAGCCAGCCGCAAGAGCAGAGCAAUCACAACACAGGAACACGACUACGCAGAAAGAAAUACACCACCAACCACAACACCAACGGCCCUCCCGCUCUGCCUCCUCCAGCCUCACAGAAGAAGCCGGAGAAGGACAAGAAUGGAGCGUCAGAGAAGUCCUCUGCUGGGGAGGCCUUCUCCAGACCACGGCCGGUGUCGUUCCGGGCCAAACCCCACGCCUGGGCCCUGCUGCGAGGACGCAACAAGAGUUACUCCCUGGGCCACUACUCCGGAGAGAAGGCGGCACAGAACCUAAACGUGGUGCUGUCGUCAGAGGUGGGGAUGGGCUGCUCCCUGCUGGACAUGGACACAGAGGGCCAGAAACGAGACUGCACUGUCCCGCUCUGCCGCAUUCAGAGUUCCCCGGGACGGUCCUCUGUCUUUGAGCUGGAAAAAGAGUUCCUCUCUUAGGAGCCUUGAAAAAGUGAUCUGCUGUGGUCAUAGUUUAUCCUAUACAAUCUAGAGUGUUCUUGGCGUAAAACUCCUGGAGGGUUUAAAACCAGGCCUUUUCUCUCUCUCCAUGUUUAAAAAAAAAACAAAGUUCUAUAACAUAGAACCCAGCUUUGUCUUAGUUCUAGAACAUAGCGCUGUCAGUGUUCUAGCGCGUAACUAAGUCUGAGACUUCUAGAGAACAUCGGUGUCAAAGGAGUUCUAGAAUGUGCACCACUCAACUCAGUUUGAGAACGGCCUUACACACUGCCUUGUCUCAUUCUAGAACACACACACACACACACAUAGUUCUGAAACCUGAGCAGAACAUUCCAGAGCUGGAAACAGCGGCUCUUCCUCUGAUCCCUUGGUGCUCGACUGCCACCCUGUGUUAGCUCUACCCCCCCCCCGUUACGCUCUUCCUUCCUCGUUCUGUCGGUGCAGCUAAACGUUGACCGCUGCUGCAGCUUUCGCAACACAAUACCCUCACCUUUUUAUUUAUAUAUAUUUUUAUAGGUAAUUUAAUAUGAAGAGACUUGACCUUACCUUAGCAACCAGCAGGACAUACAUUCCAUGUCACCUUCAAAGUUGUGCGAUCACGCUUUUAGAUGUUUGUGACUUGAGAAUCAUGCAUGCACCCUUAAAAUGUCGAACAAAAAAAAAUCAUUAUGCCUUGUUUGUAAAUAUUUCUUUUUAUCCCUUAUCAGCCUAAUGCUGGCACUUGUUUUGUACUGCAUAUAUGCUGUUUUAUGACUAUUUUGAAAGUCAGCGAUGCUGCAGUACAGUUUGUGUUCUAGGCACAGGUUACAUGCUGCAACUUAGCAGCGGUGCAUGUGUGUUUCCUCCCAGAACACCCUGAAGAUUUUAGAGAUGCAGGUAGAAAAACACUGGAAGUCCUACAAAGCCAACGUGGAACUCUUUCAUUUAAAAGUUGGAGUGUAUUUAAAAUGGCCGCAGUGGUUGCUAAUAUGGAGUAUUUAUAGAAAAGGUUUUUUUUGGUUAAUAUUUCCUAUACUCAGCACAGUGCAGCAGAGUUGGGAACACUUCAGCCACAAAUGUUCAGUUCGGAACACAAUUAAUGAAAUUAGACUGAUGACAGCUGUAUCAGUAUAAAUUCAGAUGGAUGGAAGGAUUACUACACAGCCUGGGAGUGGCCACACAUGAGGAUUUAUAUUUUAAGAAACUGUUCAGAACAAUUUGUGAUGCUUGUACUGUAAACCAGACAGACCCUGCACCUUCAAGUAUUGAAGUUCCUCAUUAUGUCUAAUUCAUGUCCUCAUAUUUUUACAAAAUUUUGUAAUUUAUGCAAACAAAUUGUUUUUUUUUCUUCAUUUUUAUCAUCAUCAUUUUAUCACCAUCAAGCUCAGGAAGGUCUGGAGACAUUUAAGGAUAUAAUUUUGGUAAAGAGAGUCAAGACACAGUUUGCCUUUCAUUAUUAUACUGUAAACUCACAGCCAGCUGAAUGGCUUCCUCAGGAUUAGCAAAGGGUUCAAUAUCCUGAUUUGUUUGACACGUUUUUCUCCAGACCUCUGUGAACUUGACAGUAUGGAGGUCUGACUCUGCGGGAUAUAUAGUGAACCCAGUUUCACGGUCACUCCCGGGCCCUCUCCCUGAAAAUGGAACAAAUUAACGUAACAUCCAUUCUUAAUCAUUGACUGAUGAUUAUAUUCCCCCAACUUUUUAUUGCUGUCUUACCGAGAAGUUCGUUAGAAAACGUGUGACACUGUUUAAGGACGAAACAAGGGCUCAUUUACAGUGAGAUGAAUUCCCAAAUGGUGUAAAUAUAAUUGUGAUUCCUGAUGUGUAUGUCACUGUGUCAUCUUACGAUGAUUUAGAAUGUGAAGCAUCCCUUGUUCUGUAUUUUAUGACCACUGACUGUCAAACCAACACUGUAAAGGCCUUACUAAUCAUCGAGCUGUUAAAGGUGCAAGCCCGUUUGUUAUGAAUUAAGGGUUAUCUGUAAAUACCAUAAUGCACUGGUACUGUACAUUCCCCUGAAAAUAUUGAAUUUCAGUUUGAAGCUGAAGUCUGCAGUUUGUCAUCCAGUCACAACACUUUGUGUUGUCUGGUGGUUAACAGAAAGGUUAAUGAUGACUCGAUAUGCCCAAAUAAACUACACUUGGCAAACUGCAGCAAGAAUAUUGGUGAUACUAGUCAAUAUGGUGCAUUCAGGCUUCUGGCUAAUAGUGGUUGUGGGACCAAAUUCAACUCAACAGGCACUAAGGCCUCUGUCUUCAGGACCAAACUACUAAAUGAACUAGCUGCUAGUGAGAAGUUCUUGCAAAAGAAAACUACUCCGUACGAAAACUUCACAAACGACCUCAGAGGCGCAGUGCAGCGCCAUUUGCUGAAAGGCCCAUGACCUGAUCAAAUAACAAGACUUCCUGUUAAUUGCAACACUUCCUUUAAAUCUGGAUGUGUCAGAUUUAGCUUUGAGUACAUCUGUUUCAGUUUUUUGUUAUCAUUACAGUAUUGGUUAUUUCACGCCUGAUUGAUCAAGAGUAUCAAGUUUAUCAAUAUUUUGAAUAAAGUCUGAAUCAAGACUAA
Molecule: messenger RNA, 6730 nt
Organism: Micropterus salmoides (largemouth bass)
Lineage: Eukaryota; Metazoa; Chordata; Actinopteri; Centrarchiformes; Centrarchidae
Gene: map3k21
Product: mitogen-activated protein kinase kinase kinase 21
Exons: 11
Coding region: 965-4165 (1066 amino acids)
Biological process (GO): protein phosphorylation
Molecular function (GO): protein binding; ATP binding; JUN kinase kinase kinase activity
Source: RefSeq, a predicted model, not a curated record